UUGGACCGUCUUGUUGCGGGGAGGGAGGGGGAAGAUUGUUUGCUCCCUAGACGCUCCCCUCACUGCAAGGUAAACUGAGCUCCCCCGAGGCGCAUCUCAGCCUCUGCUCGGACGUAGCCUUCUCUCCAUCUGCCACCACAGCCUGGAGGCGCUUGCCUCCGCCCUCCCGAAUGGUGCUCCUCUUCGCAGGCCUCGGCCCAGGAUCCAGGCCCCCUUUGCUCCCUGAUUUGGAGCUGUUGCUGCUGGGGUCUCUUGGUGGACUCCCUGUGGAGGGGUGUGAAGAACUUUUGCAAAGACAAGGGUUUAGUUAUAGGGACCUCACCAACAGUUUGAAUCUCAGCCUCUAACCGAGUGGAAGGCUCUUCUGUGUCCCUUCUUUUCUGCCUUUGAGAAGAGAAAGCCUUCUCUUUGACAUCCAAAGCCCAGGAAGCCUCAAGCUGGGGCCCUGGUCCCAGCAUGUCAACCCUCUCUUGUGCAUAGGGCUCUGCCCUCUUCCAGCCAGCAUGGCUGAUUUCAAAAAGGCUCCAGGGGGCCGGGAAACUCCACAGGGGGAACUGCGGCCAGAGGUCGUAGAGGAUGAAGUUCCCAGGAGCCCUGUCGCAGAGGAGCCUGGAGGAAGUGGAAGCAACAGCAGUGAGACCAAACUGUCUCCUAGAGAGGAGGAAGAGCUGGAUCCUAGGAUACAGGAGGAGCUGGAGCACCUGAACCAGGCUAGUGAGGAGAUCAACCAGGUGGAGCUGCAGCUGGACGAGGCCAGGACCACGUAUCGGAGGAUCCUGCAGGAGUCAGCGAGGAAGCUUAACACGCAGGGCUCUCACCUGGGGAGCUGUAUUGAGAAGGCCCGGCCCUACUACGAGGCUCGGCGACUGGCUAAGGAGGCCCAGCAGGAGACACAGAAGGCAGCAUUGCGGUAUGAGCGGGCUGUGAGCAUGCACAAUGCUGCCCGCGAGAUGGUCUUUGUGGCUGAGCAGGGUGUCAUGGCUGACAAAAAUCGACUGGACCCUACAUGGCAGGAGAUGCUCAACCAUGCUACCUGUAAGGUGAACGAGGCUGAGGAAGAGCGUCUUCGAGGUGAACGGGAGCAUCAGCGUGUGACGCGGCUGUGCCAGCAGGCUGAGGCUCGGGUCCAGGCCCUGCAGAAGACCCUCCGGCGUGCCAUUGGCAAGAGCCGCCCGUACUUCGAGCUCAAGGCCCAGUUCAGCCAAAUCCUGGAGGAGCACAAGGCCAAGGUGACAGAACUGGAGCAGCAGGUGGCACAGGCCAAGACCCGCUACUCAGUGGCCCUGCGUAACCUGGAGCAGAUCAGCGAGCAGAUUCAUGCCCGGCGCCGGGGCUUGCCCCUUCACUCUCUGGGCCCCCGGCGAUCCUCCCCUGUCGGGGCUGAAGCUGGACCUGAGGGCAUUGAGGAUGGGGACAGUGGGAUUGAAGGGGCAGAGGGCGGGGCCCUGGAAGAGGGCAGCAGCCUUGGGCCUGGCGCAGGCCCAGAUACGGACACUCUGAGCCUGCUGAGUCUGCGCACUGUGGCCUCUGACCUGCAGAAGUGUGACUCAGUGGAGCACCUGCGUGGCCUCUCGGACCACGCCAGCCUAGAUGGCCAAGAGCUGGGACCCCAGAGCCGGGGUCGCCGGGGAAGCGAUGGUGGAGUUCGAGGGGGCCGGCACCAGCGCAGUGUCAGCCUGUAGCGCUGUGGCCAGAGCUGCUUUGAUUUCUACCACGGGCAAUCAGGGCCCCGCAGGCCUUUCCUCCUCCUUGAGUCCUGUCUGCCCCAGAUCCUGGCCUGCAGCCUUCCCUGGGCAAGGUCGGCUGUGUCUCAGCCCCUGUGUCCAUAGCUUUCUCACAGUUCCUUCUCUCAGGAGGCAGCUCUCUCUUCGCCUUACCCACCUGGAAGGCUUGCCCUCUGGCCUUGUCUCCUCUUCCCCUUGCUGGCACUUGAGUCUCUCUGCUUUCCCCUUCCAACCUGACUUCUAUCUGUCUGGCUUUUCCCCCUCAGGGAACUUGGUCUAGAAGACUCAGGAGAUCAUGUGAGAACAUGGGUAUCCUAGCCCAAAAGUGGUUGGACAGGCGCUCACGCUUGAGUCCAGGCCCUGUCUUCCCGGAAGGCAGCUCCCCAGGGUGUCCCAGACAUGCUGCUGAGUCCCAGCAGCCUCUGCUCUUGUCCUUCCGUCCCCCCUGCCUGUGAGCAGUGUGUAAAAUGUCCAUGUGCCUCUGGAAGACACCACCGUCUGUCAGUGCACCCUGUGACCUUAGCUGCUGUGCUGUUUGUCCCUAAUUCAGUGUCAGGUUGGGGAAUCAAGCCUGCUGUCAACACAGGGUCAGGGGCCAAGUCCAAACGGCCAGUCUGUGUGGAGUUUUUCCAGUUGGGCUGAGCCCUUAUCAUUGCCAAGGUGCUAGUGCAUUUGCAUCCCUGACGGGAUCUAUGCUGGAGGCUAGAGAUGUCAGAGUCUCAAGGCUGAAACCCUUCCCCCCCACCCCCCAUGUGUGGCACUGGGUUUGCUUUUUCUUGGUAGAGAUGAACUGGAGCUUGGCAACCUCCGACAGGGUGGCAUUAGGGAACUUGGUGCUCAGUUGCUCUCUAUCACUCUUCCUCACGCCAGAUAGUACCUACUCCAGGAACCUUUGCAGAGCCCUUUAAGCAUGGCUGCAGAGCUGCCCUUCUUGUGUGGGAGGAGUUGACCUGGAGUGAGGAGCACCAGCCUCAUAGAGAAGCUCUGGGUGCUGGUGCUCCUGUGUUGCGGGAGGGGAAGCCACGCCAGAUCUGGGUGCCUUGGAGAGCUGACCUCCUGUCCUACCAGGAGGACGGGGAGAGCACCUGCCCAGGACUGGGAGCACAGUGCCCGUGUCUCGCAUGGGAUCUCCCAAUUUUCAGGUUUGAGGAUGGUCACAAUGAGAACCUGCAGGGUUUGAGGUGGCUGUUCAGGAAGAACAGACGCGAGGAGGACAUGAUUGUGCGAGUGCGUGUGCUGGCGUGUGUGGGGAAGGGCCAGUCCUGGUUUUAUUUAAAUAAAAUAGUUUAUGUAACA
Psammomys obesus (fat sand rat) is the source of this 3020-nucleotide messenger RNA. RefSeq names its product SH3 binding domain protein 5 like (gene Sh3bp5l). Gene Ontology annotation, cellular component: cytoplasm. NCBI's taxonomy places the organism in Eukaryota, Metazoa, Chordata, Mammalia, Rodentia, Muridae. Bases 504 to 1682 code for a protein of 392 amino acids. The transcript has 7 exons. Gene Ontology annotation, molecular function: protein kinase inhibitor activity. Gene Ontology annotation, biological process: negative regulation of protein tyrosine kinase activity; intracellular signal transduction. The record is from RefSeq and is a predicted model, not a curated record.